Molecule: messenger RNA, 1011 nt
Organism: Alternaria ethzedia
Lineage: Eukaryota; Fungi; Ascomycota; Dothideomycetes; Pleosporales; Pleosporaceae
Exons: 1
Coding region: 1-1011 (336 amino acids)
Biological process (GO): cell wall modification
Molecular function (GO): pectinesterase activity
Source: RefSeq, a predicted model, not a curated record
AUGGUGUCUCGUCUGAUACAGUUCCUUGCAUUUGCAAGUGCCCUUUCCGUGGUGUCUGCCGACAAGUACACAAGAACAAAGCCCGACCGAGGCGCGUUAGUCGUCGAUGCUUCCGGCGCAACCAACGGCAGCUACCCCAGCAUCAGUGCCGCAGUAGACGCACUGCAUAACAAGACCGAUGCCCAGAAGAUCUUCGUCGUCGCUGGAAUAUACAACGAACAAGUCUACAUUCCUCCUCAUGCUGGCCCUAUCACCAUACAAGGUUCCACGAAGGACGCUCGCGGCUACAAGGACAACGAAGUCACCUUGACAUACAAUCUCUCGCGCCAAACACCUGGACUUGCCAACAACGACGCAACAGCCACCCUCCGCUUGAACACAACAAACAUCCGCAUUUACAAUCUGAAUGUCGCCAACACCUUCGGCGCCGCGGAGAAGAACGGCCAAGCCCUCGCACUAAGCGCGCAGAAGACGAACCAAGGAUUCUACGGCUGCAAGUUCACCGGCUACCAAGACACCAUCUACGCGAACAUCGGGCGCCAGAUCUACGCGAAGUCUUUCGUCAAUGGCGCGGUAGACUUCAUCUUCGGUCUACGCGCCAUCGCGUGGUUCGACAAGAUCGAUAUCGAGUCAAUUGGUCCUGGUUGGGUCACCGCCAACGGUCGCGAAGCUGACAACAACACGAGCAUCUACGUCUUCAACCAGGUCAACGUUUCCGGAACCAACGGCACGAACUCGACCUUCCUUGGCAGGCCGUGGAGACCGUACUCGAGGGUUGUUUUCCAGGAUAGCUAUCUGAGCGAUGUGGUGAAGCCAGCGGGAUGGGCGAGGUGGGAUGAUGUACAGAGUGUGGACAAUAUUGUUUACCAGGAGUACAUGAACUAUGGACCUGGCGCAAACCCGGAGGCAAGAGCGAACUUUUCAUCGCAGCGGGAUGCGCGGAUCAAGGCGUCGGAUGUGUUCGGGAUGAACUUUGAGAAGGAGAAUUGGGUUGAUGCGGAUUACUUGUAG